UCCGAGGGACCGGGGCCCGGAGGACCCGGGAUGUGUCUCCUGCUAGGGGCUGCGGGGGUCGGGAAGACCCUGCUGGUGAAACGCCUGCAGAAGCUGAGCUCGGGAGAUGGCAAGGGCGACUUGGGGGACCCUCCGCCGACGCGGCCCACAGUUGGCACCAACCUCACUGACAUCGUGGCCCACAGGAAAAUCACCAUUCGAGAGCUCGGGGGUUGCAUGAGUCCCAUCUGGUCCAGUUACUAUGGAAACUGUCAUUCGCUCCUGUUCGUGAUGGAUGCCUCUAACCCCACCCAACUCUCUGCAUCCUGUGUGCAGCUCUUGGGUCUCCUUUCUGCAGAAGAACUUGCAAAAGCCUCGGUCCUGAUACUCUUCAAUAAAAUCGACCUUCCCUGUUACAUGACCGUGGAGGAGAUGAAGUCAAUAAUCAGGCUUCCAGACAUCAUUGCUUGUGCCAAGCAGAACAUCGCCUCUGCAGAAAUAAGUGCCAGGGACGGCACUGGCUUGGCAGCAGUACUGCUCUGGCUCCAGGAGCAGCACAGAUGAGCAGCUGACGGCUGGACGGAGCAUUCUGGCUGACCCGGUGCCUGGAGACAAAGACUGACGUGACUGCCUCUGAAGAUGCGUUCUGGUGAAGCAGACGCGCCCAGUGUGUCCCUGAGUGACCGACAGGGAUCUGUGCAUUGAUCUGUGUGAGCACGUGUACAGACACUGCUGUCAUCUGGCCCCUGAAGAUGCGUUCUCUGAAGCAGACCCACCCAGUGUGUCCCUGAGUGACCGACAGGGAUCUGUGCAUUGAUCUGUGCAAGCACGUGUACAGACACUGCUGUCAUCUGGAGUAUGUCAUCUCUGGAGAAUGUCCCCAAGACUGGGAGAGGACAGAACUACAGGUGGUUGGAUGUCUUCCUGCUAUCCAGAUGAAAGUGCUGCUGGGACUGCACCAGGAAACUCUGGACCUGUGCCUGAAGGCUUUGGACUCUACUGCCCCACUGAGCCCAGAUUUUUUUUUAUUUUAUUUAUUUAUUAAAGAUUUCUGUCUCUUUCCC
Messenger RNA from Microtus oregoni (creeping vole), 1043 nucleotides. RefSeq names its product ADP-ribosylation factor-like protein 16. Bases 31 to 543 code for a protein of 170 amino acids. The record is from RefSeq and is a predicted model, not a curated record. Gene Ontology annotation, molecular function: GTPase activity; GTP binding. Lineage: Eukaryota; Metazoa; Chordata; Mammalia; Rodentia; Cricetidae. The transcript is spliced from 5 exons.